Molecule: messenger RNA, 1128 nt
Organism: Sclerotinia sclerotiorum 1980 UF-70
Lineage: Eukaryota; Fungi; Ascomycota; Leotiomycetes; Helotiales; Sclerotiniaceae
Exons: 2
Coding region: 1-1128 (375 amino acids)
Source: RefSeq, a predicted model, not a curated record
AUGGCACCAGAUUUAAACUCAGUACCUCCAUCUCCUAGGCCUCAGGAGGUUGUAGCCUCUCCACGUCUUACAUCCCGUACUCCUUCUCGACGCACUUCUCAAGCGAUGUCUUCACCAAAUCCUCCUUUAUCUACUGCUUCUCUCAAUAUUCUUCCCUCAAAUCAAAGUGCCGUCGCUGCAGCUUCACCCCCUUUAAUGUCACCUACUAAUAAUAUUCUGACAUCCGCCACCGGUACAAUUCCCGCAAGUGACAAUACGGGCGUAGGAAUGGGGCCUGGACCAUUGAGACAUCCAAGGCCUUUGACGGCUGCGGAUUUACAUCUACAAUUGGAGAAGGAACAGGAAGCUGUCGUGAAUCGAUUAACCCGUGAACUCAGCAUGCUCCGCGCUGCUCAAAAUGCCUCCGUAGUCUCAAAUACCUCGUCAACUUCUGCAGGCCAUCCAGAUGCAUUGGAUAAUUCGAACCAUCUGCUUUCCGGCCCCAACCAUCCAAUUCCUUCACAUCGUCGCCACCACCGCACGUCGUCCAGCACUUCCACUCGAAGCAUUACUGCCACCGCAGGUAGUAUUAGCACCGCCAGCGGAAUCGCAGCUCCGGCUGCCCGACGCGUCGAUUCCCUCCCUCAAUCUAUCUCUCUCAGUCGUCAAAAUUCUAUGACCGGCGUUCAAAGAUCCGGAGCUAGUAGUCCUGCACUAUUGAGCGGUAGCUUUGGACAUGCUGAUCAAUUCUCGCAUUUCUAUCACCAACAACGACCUGGUAUGUUACCACAUCGUGAUUAUUCAUCGGGUACCGUACCAACAAUGAGUGGUAAUGCUGCGGGAGACGUUGGCAGUGUGACAAGUGUGCCAACAACAGGAAGAUAUGAAGAGGCUGCUUUCCAAAGACAGGAGUUGGAGAGUGUGAAGAAAGAGAAUGAGGCGUUGAAGAAGAGGAUUAGAGAAUUGGAGAGGACGUUGAGGGAGAGGAGACAGAGUGAUGCGAGUUUGACGAGGCCAAGAAGUGAAAGUGUUAGUACGACAGCCAGUAUGGCGGUUGGAAGAGCUAGAGAUGGCUUAAGGGACAGGGAUGCGGCAGAAGAUGAGAGUGUUAGGGUUGGGGAGAGUGCUAGAAGUGGUGGCUUGCGAUGA